UGUAUUGCACGAUGGAUGCUAGAAUCGUCUGUGUAUUGAUUGCGAUCAGUUUUACUUUAAACGAUGGGCAGUCGAACUCUUGCAUAGGUGGAAUAUGCCCAUCUGACCGUUUCUACUCCGACCAGUACGAUAUCUUCCUGGUCCCUGGCUUCAAAGACCCCAAGAACACCACGGCCAUCAACGUGUUGGUGGGCGUGGUCAGCAACUCCGAGUGCGCCAUGUUCUGCACACAGAACCUGAACUGCACCAACUUCAGGGUGUACACCACCACCAAAAAAUGCAUGCUCUACCCAAACGGCAGCUACCCCAUUGGGUACGAAUUUUUCUCCAAAACAAAAUUAAAUUAA
Physella acuta is the source of this 347-nucleotide messenger RNA. RefSeq lists its product as uncharacterized. The record is from RefSeq and is a predicted model, not a curated record. NCBI's taxonomy places the organism in Eukaryota, Metazoa, Mollusca, Gastropoda, Physidae.